GCCAGCCCACGCAAAGCGGCGCGCGCCAGACAGCGCAGGCGCAGCAGAACAGGCGCAGGCAGACAGACGCAGUAGCAACCAUGGCCGACGAAAAACCCAAGGAGGGAGUGAAGACUGAGAACAAUGAGCACAUCAACCUGAAAGUGGCAGGGCAGGAUGGCUCAGUGGUGCAGUUCAAGAUCAAGAGGCACACUCCUCUCAACAAACUGAUGAAAGCUUAUUGUGAACGGCAGGGGCUGUCAAUGCGGCAAAUACGAUUUCGAUUUGACGGUCAGCCCAUCAAUGAAACGGACACACCCUCGCAGUUAGAAAUGGAGGAUGAAGAUACGAUUGACGUGUUCCAACAGCAAACCGGAGGCUCUUCUCUUUAAAGACUGUUUCCUACGAACAUCCCUACCUCCCCCCUUUCAUCAAACACCUUUUGUUAUGCCCAGUCUUCAAACACUCAUGACCAGUGUUGAUACCAUCCAGUGGAAUACUUUUACAAAAUGCUCAAAGGCAGCGACACGGUUGAUGUAGAUAGAAUUAAUCACACUGUCAUUGGUAUGUUAACAUGUUUGAACUGCCAGUGUAGACUACUUGUAAGCUACAGUAUGUCUAAUGUGCUGAAGAAAUGUAAAAGUUUGCCAUGGUAAUUUCUUUUCUUUUUUCCCCUCAGUUUUUAGAAAACUUCUUGGUCUUUUUUUUUGUUUUUGUUUUUAUACUUAUGUCAUUGAGGUUUUGAUUCAGAUGGAAUUUUGUUAUUGUCAAUUAAGCCUGCAUUUUAAAUUCAGUUGUUAUGAAAAUGUAUUAUUGGAAUAAAUUGAGUCUUUUUUAACAUA
Cyclopterus lumpus (lumpfish) is the source of this 821-nucleotide messenger RNA. It is a transcript of the gene sumo2a, whose product is annotated as small ubiquitin like modifier 2a. The record is from RefSeq and is a predicted model, not a curated record. The transcript is spliced from 4 exons. Gene Ontology annotation, biological process: protein sumoylation. Gene Ontology annotation, cellular component: nucleus. Lineage: Eukaryota; Metazoa; Chordata; Actinopteri; Perciformes; Cyclopteridae. Bases 81 to 371 code for a protein of 96 amino acids. Gene Ontology annotation, molecular function: ubiquitin-like protein ligase binding; protein tag activity.